This is a messenger RNA of Polychytrium aggregatum, 1179 nucleotides long. RefSeq lists its product as uncharacterized. Gene Ontology annotation, cellular component: extracellular region. The record is from RefSeq and is a predicted model, not a curated record. The transcript has a single exon. Gene Ontology annotation, molecular function: hydrolase activity, hydrolyzing O-glycosyl compounds; carbohydrate binding. NCBI's taxonomy places the organism in Eukaryota, Fungi, Chytridiomycota, Chytridiomycetes, Polychytriales. Bases 100 to 837 code for a protein of 245 amino acids. Gene Ontology annotation, biological process: carbohydrate metabolic process.
GGCUUCGAUUUUGAUAUCGAGGGCUCUGCAGUCGCAGAGACUUCCACUAACCAACGGCGAGCGGCGGUAUUCUCAAAACUACAGCAACAGUACCCUUCUAUGGUGUUCUCUCUCACACUCCCAUCAUUACCCACUGGCCUCGACAACAAUGGCCUGGCUUGUUUGAAGACAUUUAUUUCAUCCGGUAUCCGAAUCGACACCAUUCGAUUAAUGACCAUGGACUUUUACGAUGAAUCCGUAUCAACAGAUAUGGGGGGUGCUGCAGUUAAUGCUCUGGAAGGGCUGAAGGGCCAGCUUGCUCAAGUGUAUCCAACGUUUUCGUCGCAGCAAUUGUAUAAGAUGAUAAUGCCGGUUGUAAUGAUUGGCCAGAAUGAUGAUGGAUCAGUGUUUACUCUCGACGACUGCAAGACACUCUGCUCGUACAUCAAACAAAACGGACUUGCUGGAUUUUCGUUUUGGGCUCUGCAACGAGACCAGAGCUCUCAAACGGGUGGUCUCGCCUGUUCGUCUAUGAUUACUCAAAAGGACUUUGAUUUCUUGAACACCGCCCAUAGCAUUCUCGGAGGUUCGUCGCCUACUCCUUCACCCGUUCCUGCCCCAUCCCCAGCUCCGACUCCAGCUCCUACUCCUGCUCCUGUGCCUGCACCUCCCCCUGCACCUGCGCCUGUUCCUGCUCCACCCAGCAACGCGACUCCAUGGACAACCGGGAUAAAUUACAAAGUCGGUGAUUUUGUCAGUUACGCCGGGCAUACCUAUGUAUGUCGCAUGGCCCAUACUAGCAUUGUGACCUGGUUCCCAUCUAUAUACACUCAAUCGCUCUGGACGCUGAUCAACUGAGCGAUCACACGGUGUAGUACCGCUCCCACGAAUUCUUCAUCGCUUUGAUGUAAUCACUGUCGUCAAUUUCCGAUGGCUGCCACGGCUCCUCCUUGAUGAUCAAAAACGGAACGCCAUAUCUAGGGAAUUUCUGGCGAAGGAAGGCUGUCAUGUUGAGCGUGUCAUCGUCCAGCAGCACCUCUAGAAACCUCACACCAUACCGGAUCAGGCGUCGCCGGGUCUCGAUGCCUCGCCGAGAGUAUGAGUACAGUCAAACCAGAAAGAAACGGGACAGUCACUUCCUGGCAUCAGCGACACAGGUCUGCUGAUCCGUAGACCCCAGUGGGCAGGUCGUGCGAUUGU